Messenger RNA from Solanum verrucosum, 658 nucleotides. RefSeq names its product sm-like protein LSM8. The record is from RefSeq and is a predicted model, not a curated record. The transcript has 6 exons. Gene Ontology annotation, biological process: mRNA splicing, via spliceosome. Bases 124 to 420 code for a protein of 98 amino acids. Gene Ontology annotation, molecular function: RNA binding. Gene Ontology annotation, cellular component: U6 snRNP; U4/U6 x U5 tri-snRNP complex; precatalytic spliceosome. Lineage: Eukaryota; Viridiplantae; Streptophyta; Magnoliopsida; Solanales; Solanaceae.
AACGCACGGCGUCUCACUCUUCUCCUCAGUUCGAGUUUCGAGAACUCCUCGACGAUUUUUUUCGCAGGUUUAAGCAUCAGUUUACCAAGAAGCUGACAACUAAGUUUCUGCUCACUCUGCAACAUGGCAACUGGACUUGGGCUUGAGUCUCUUGUUGAUCAAACUAUCUCAGUUAUUACAAAUGAUGGACGGAAUAUUGUGGGAGUUCUGAGAGGAUUCGACCAGGCUACAAACUUGAUUCUUGAUGAAUCUCAUGAGAGAGUAUAUUCAACAAAGGAAGGUGUACAGCAACUUGUGUUAGGUCUUUAUAUCAUAAGGGGGGACAACAUAAGCGUCGUUGGGGAAUUAGAUGAAGAUCUGGAUAGUAACUUGGAUAUGUCAAAACUGAGAGCACAUCCUCUAAAGCCAGUUGUUCACUGACCUGCAACUUGGUGUGAGCCUUGUAAUCCUGAGAACGGAUGGAUGGAUCAAACAUGAAAACUUCAGACAUGUUAUGUAGCUAGGAACACAAACUGUUUUAGUUCGUUAGUCGUCAUUAUAUGUUUUAUAAGUUUCCCUUUCUGAUAUUGGCUUGCGAAAGAUUUUGAACUUUUGUACAACUAUCAAAUUAAAACUGCAUGCAUGUUUUGUGUCUAAGAGCACAAACUGUUUUAGUUUA